AUGUCUGAGAUUUGCGUGGAAAGAAUUCACGAAGACAUGAUCAGUGAUUUGCCUAACGAUUUGCUGAUACACAUAUUGUCUCUACUCCCACCACAAGAUGCACUGAACACGAUGGUUUUGUCGAAACGAUGGCGUUUCUUGUGGACGACGGUGCCCAAACUCGUCAUAGAUUUCAACUUCGACUACACCACCAGCUUAAUCUACAAGUGCAAAACGCUUGUACACUUGACUCUAUCAAACAACGUUCUCGUCGAUGUUCCUUCUCGUGCUUGCCUCCCGUCUCUUAAAUCGCUAAACCUUAACUGUGUGGCGUAUAAAGACCAAGAAUCUCCUGUUAAGCUUUUAUCAAGUUGCCCUAAUCUCAGAGAUCUGUCUGUGACCCGAAAGAGCGGUUAUGACUAUGUGACUAGGUCCUUGGUUAUAGACUCCCCUGCUUUACGUUACCUUAAGAUCUAUGAUCCUACAGGAGAUUAUCGUUCCAUCCAGAAUACGCCUCGCCUUGGUGUGGCGUUGUUGUACAUUGUUACUAAUACUAGGGCUGGCUUUCACCCGAAUGAUACGUUUCUGAAAUCUUUCUCAUCUGUUAGGUUUCUUGAUUUGAUUUUGAACCAGGUUGCGUGUAUUAGCGACAUUAACUUCAAUCGGCUGACACAGUUAAAGCUGAGUCUUUUUCACUCACAGUCUUGGUUGGAACCACUUAUGAUUUUCCUUCAUAACUCUCCUGUACUAAAAGUUCUUAUGAUCAACACUUGUUUAUCCGAUGAUAGUCUCUGGCGUUCGUGGCGCAAACCGAUUUCUGUACCGGUAUGCUUGUUGUCUCAUCUUGAGAUCUUUGAGUGGAAAUCUUACGUAGGAAUUGGAGCAGAGAAACAAUUCUUGGAGUACAUUCUCGCAAACUCAAAGUGUUUAAAGACGGUGGGAAUCUCCUCGAGGUACAUGAGUGAUGACGUAGAAUCUAUGUAUAGGGUUUCAGCAUCAUCUCAGCUUCUCUUCUCUACUCAAUGGCGAUGGAGAUCUAUGGAAAAUUAG
Messenger RNA from Microthlaspi erraticum, 1029 nucleotides. NCBI's taxonomy places the organism in Eukaryota, Viridiplantae, Streptophyta, Magnoliopsida, Brassicales, Brassicaceae. The record is from the annotation of a GenBank genome assembly.